Molecule: messenger RNA, 683 nt
Organism: Helianthus annuus (common sunflower)
Lineage: Eukaryota; Viridiplantae; Streptophyta; Magnoliopsida; Asterales; Asteraceae
Product: histone H2B-like
Exons: 1
Coding region: 65-490 (141 amino acids)
Biological process (GO): nucleosome assembly
Cellular component (GO): nucleosome
Molecular function (GO): structural constituent of chromatin; protein heterodimerization activity; DNA binding
Source: RefSeq, a predicted model, not a curated record
UUCAAUCACACACAAUCAAUCAAUCCCCCCCAAAUUACAAACCCUAGAAUUCCAAUUCCCCUCAAUGGCACCAAAGGCAGAGAAGAAGCCCGCCGAGAAGAAGCCGGCAGAAGAGAAAGCACCGGCGGAGAAGAAGCCAAAGGCAGGCAAGAAACUGCCAAAAGAAGCCGGAUCUGCAGCCGCUGAUAAGAAGAAGAAGAGAACGAAGAAGAGCGUGGAGACGUACAAGAUCUACAUCUUCAAGGUGCUGAAGCAGGUUCAUCCUGACAUCGGAAUCUCCAGCAAGGCCAUGGGAAUCAUGAACAGUUUCAUCAACGACAUAUUCGAGAAACUCGCUCAGGAGAGUUCGAGGCUUGCAAGGUACAACAAGAAGCCCACCAUCACGUCUCGGGAGAUCCAGACUGCCGUACGCCUUGUUCUUCCCGGUGAAUUAGCCAAACAUGCUGUUUCUGAAGGCACGAAGGCGGUCACCAAAUUUACCAGCUCUUAGAGCGUUUGUUGUUUUUGAAUAUGUUCGUAUAAUCUGAUGGAAUCUGAUAGAGAUAGGGUUUCAAUCUUUUGAUGAACGUAUAAUAGUUGUUAGUUUUUGAUUUUAUGGUGAUAAACUUUCUGAAUCUGGAUCCGUUUGAAUCAAUUUAUCUGGUGCAAAGAAUAUUGAAUAUGGUUGUUAUUAUUUUGUUCAA